CAUCAUUACUGUUCUGCUCGUUUCUUCAUCUCCUUAGCUCAGUCACGGCUUAUUAUUGUUGGUGCGGGGCCUAGAUACACGUACAAGUGGAAAUGAGUGAGAAGGAUGGACCUGUUUUCCUGCUUUCGCUCGACGGUGGCGGUGUUCGUGGAAUCUGUGAGCUAGUCAUGCUGGACACGAUCAUGAAGCGGAUCCAGAAAGAACGAAACCUCGCAGAGAUCCCACGGCCAUGCGCCCUGUUCGACCUCAUUGGAGGCAUUAGCACUGGAGGGCUGGUCUCCAUCAUGCUCGGGCGGCUACGGAUGACUACGACUGAGGCGAUCGCUGCCUAUCACGAAUUUGCAGAAAAGAUCUUCAGCUGGAAGAACAAGAACUGGUUCUUCUUGGUACCGCUGGCGCGUGUCCGCAUGGGAGGCAACAAGAUGUCUCCGGGAAAAUUCAAGACCAAGAAGCUGGAAAGAAUCAUCCAAGAGCUUGUUAAGAAUGCCAAAAGCGAGGAGCGCUUGCUAACUGACAAGGAUCGCUGCCGGGCCAAGAUGUUUGUCUGCACUCAAAGACACAACGAUACGGGCGCGAGCUCGCUCGUGGUCCUGAGAAGUUACAAGGUUCCCUCAAGACCACUGCCGCAAGAGUUUGUACAACAGAUACACGGAUUGUCCUCUUCAACUGACUCGACGAGCUCUCUGCUGGACGGCACGCACCACGGUACGCCAGACGAUCUCCAGCCAGUCGAAGAUCAUACAUCCGUCAAGAUCUGGGAAGCUGCUCGCGCAACAUCAGCAGCUUCCAGCUUUUUCCCCCCGAUGGAGGUCAAGGACAGUCACGGCCGGUCAACAUUGUUCAUUGACGCUGCAUUGGGCUGUAACAAUCCUGUGAAGCACGUUAUUGCCGAAGCGGCGGGGCUUUUUGGCGUGGAGCGUAAGCUGGGGUGUGUGUUGAGCCUUGGCACUGGCUUGGUCGGUGAUGGUCUGAUAUCGACAGGCUCUGGCACACUUGUCAACAUUGUAAAAGCGAUCAAGGACCAGUCAACAAGUUCAGAGACCACGAACAAGGAGGUGGCAAAUCUGUUUGGUGGUGAAACCAAUUCAUUCUUUCGUCUGAAUGUGCCGAUGGGGAAGAAGAUCAAACUUGACGAUUGGAAGGCCGUAGGCCCGCUCGCGGCGGAUACUGCGAAGUACAUGGAGAGCAAGGAAGCGGUACAGAUCGUGGACCAGGUUGUUGAGAUCCUUCUAGGAGAGCAUAGACCCAAGGUGAAGCUUGGGCAGGUUGCCCCUGUGGACAAAGGCCAAUUCAGACCAAAGAAGCCACCAACGGGACGUCCUUCCACGACAGCUCACUACAUUGGCCGCCAAGAUGUCAUAAGCAAGCUGGCAGAGACGCUCGUCCCACAGAAGGCUACGAGGACUUCUGCGCUGAUCUGGGCAGAAGGGGGCGCAGGCAAGACUACCACUGCGUCCAGAUUUCUUGACGAGUAUGACAGCGAGUUCGACAAGAUAUUCUGGGUCGACGCCUCCAACGAGGAAACCAUCAUCGCUAGCUACGCCCUCAUAGCAGAGGUCGAGAACAUUGCUGUAACUGACAGCAAUGUCACAGGAGUAGUCCUGAGCUAUAUUGCGUCCUUUGACGGCCAUUGGAUCCUGGUCCUCGACAAUGCCCAAAGCGACGUGAGCAAGUACGUACCUCCAGGCCAGCAUGGAUGUCUGCUCUUCACAAGCAGGAACAGCAGUAUAAAGCCUCGCGUGGCCCCCGACAACAUCAUCAAACUGGAAGACUUGCAGGAAGAGGACGCCAUCACGCUUCUCUUCAAUAUCGCUCAGAUAGUUCUUCCGUCCCGCAAAGACAAAGAAGACGCCGUUCGUAUCGUCCGGGACCAUCUCGCGUACCUCCCGCUGGCUAUCGAGCAAGCCGCUGCGCACAUACAGAAACAGGAGAUCUCCCUAGCAGUGUACGCAUCCCGCUUCGAAGAGCAGCGAAGGUCCUUACUGAGCCGUCGUUCUCCAGGUUCUGAAGGGUCAAAAUCAUCAACUUCGCGGCCUCCGCCCGGGACUGAGGCUGUGCACGUCUCGUUUGAUCUUACAUACGAGGUCCUGGUCGACACGGCGCAUGGCAACACCCUGGAGGCUCACGAUGCGAAGAACGCUCUACGCGUGCUGAGCGUUUUUAGUUUCUAUGCCAAUGAAGGGCUGAUGGGGGAUAUCUUCAAACGAGCUGCUGAGAACCGACCAGCCGACCGCACGCCAGACCAGCUCGGCGGCCAGACUUUACUCUCCCUUGAGCCGGUGCUCGUCGUGAACAAAGAAACUCAGCAGUGGGAUAUGAGCGCCUUCCAAGCUGGCAUCCUGUGUCUAAUGCAGUGGAGCCUUGUCAGGACGAAUGAUAGAAAGGAUAGAUUCUCCAUGCAUCUCCUCACCCACGACUGGGCGCGGGAGAGGUCAACAGAUCGGGAGAGACUCGCUCGUGCAGAAACCGCAAGGCACAUUCUCUUCGACUCAUACGCAUGGAUGAACAAAGGGACACGGGACUGGCUUUUCAAUCGCAAACUGAUGCCACACAUGAGAGCCUGCUUCGAUAACACCAAUGCCUAUGCAGAUCAGAACCCGGUGGUGGAUGCCAGUCACAAGGAUCGGUACGCAGAGAUGCUCAUGCACGAGGACCGCCCACACGAGGCAAUCCGCUUGCUUGAGCUUCCACUUGCAACCUUUGCCAAAGACGACCGCAUCCUCACAGAGGAGUAUUGGCAUAUGCUACGCACCGUUGCCGAGUCGGCCCUCAGCGUCGGCAUGUUGGACCAGGCAGAGAAGCUGGCGAAGCAAAUUGAGCGACUGCAGGACAUCAUGAUCGGGCUUGGCAAGUUCAAGCCGUCUAGUGUCACAGUUCUCAACACGCAGGUCCUCCUUGCGGACAUCCUUGCGCAAAAGCAGGGUCACUGGCCAGAGGCAGAGGCCCGACUCAACGAAAUCAUCGCAACCGGAGUCGCUGAGAAUGGGGAGGGCCAUUGGCUGGGCUAUUGGCUUAGCACGCUACAGACCAAGUACACAUUGCAUAACCAGCACGAGGAUGCCUAUCAGAUAGCCCGUAAGACGCACGAAUUAUGCCAUCGGAUCUACGAGGCGGGCCACAAGAACGCGCUUGACUCGACACGCAAUCUAGCUCGUGCGUGUGUGCAGUCUGGACGGCUGGAAGACGCAGAAGACCUCGUUCUCGAAGUGCUCAAGGUCGAAGAAGCCCACGCAGACGGCGGCACGCAAAUACAAACGCUCAACAAGACCAGAGUGCUGCUGGCGGACGUGCUGCUCCGGCAAGAACGGUACGAGGAGGCGUACAACCGCUUCGACGAGGUCGUGCAGGUGCUCCGACUAGAGCCAUCCACGUCGGCUCAUGAGGACCUCCCGGGAGCGUAUCAGGGCCUCGGUGAGGCGGCUCUGUUUCUUGGGUACUGGGAGGAGGGACUGGACUUUGGGCGUAUCGCGUUCAUGUUCCUGCACAGCCAUCUUGGUGCUAAGAAUAAGAAGACUAGACAGGCUUGCGCGACGGUCAUUUUGUGGCUUUCACAAGCAGAGGCGGUUGGAUUCACAGUUAGCGGAGCUCUCUGGGACGAGUUCUGGCAGGCCGCUAAUGAUGUUGAGCACUGGGAGCCGGCCACGAAAGCUAUGACAACUGAGCAGCACGAGGUGCAGUGCUGAGUAGGGCCAGUGAUGAGGAAUGAUGAACCCCGUUUUAUGUAGAUAUACACGUACGCACGAUGCCUCGCAAU
Microdochium trichocladiopsis is the source of this 3754-nucleotide messenger RNA. RefSeq lists its product as uncharacterized. Gene Ontology annotation, cellular component: membrane. The record is from RefSeq and is a predicted model, not a curated record. NCBI's taxonomy places the organism in Eukaryota, Fungi, Ascomycota, Sordariomycetes, Xylariales, Microdochiaceae. The transcript has 6 exons. Gene Ontology annotation, biological process: arachidonate metabolic process. The coding region runs from base 93 to 3683 and encodes 1196 amino acids. Gene Ontology annotation, molecular function: protein binding.